Vigna unguiculata (cowpea) is the source of this 1119-nucleotide messenger RNA. The record is from RefSeq and is a predicted model, not a curated record. Lineage: Eukaryota; Viridiplantae; Streptophyta; Magnoliopsida; Fabales; Fabaceae.
AUGAGUUCCACCGUGCUCUCGUCUACGAUAAGAAACAUUACCAAAAUUCUGAGAGAAAACUUCAGGGGCAAUGUAGCCCAAAGUUCCCCUGGCUGCAGUCAUCGAGAAAAGGAUCCCCGCACUGAUGUAUCAGAGAAAAGGAUUGUUGGAAUGUUCCAUGAGCUCCUUCACCUUACACUUCAUAAACAAACUGAGCGCAAGAAUGUGAGCAACUUGCGUAGACCCCUGUCACUGCCCCGAAGAUGUGACUAUAUGGCCUCGGUCAUGACCGGUGGAGAAAGUUUUGAAGAAUAUUAUGAAACUGAGGAUGAUGAAAAGGAAAAUUAUUCCGAUCUAAAUGGAAAAUAUUCCAUGCAAAAUUGCAUAGAUAUCCUCAAAGAAACAUAUAACCAUAUUGGUACCGUGGAAUUUGGGUUUGCUAUAGAAUUGAUUAAAAAUCCUCAAAAUAGGAUCAUAGUUAUGAACUUACGAGAUACAAUUCAUGGUUUGGUUGCUUGGAUUCAUUAUGUAUAUGAUAUAUCGUUGAAUCAAAUGUUUUAUAAAGCAAUGGCUCAUGCUGGUGCAAUAGAAGUGAAAAAAGUACUCAAAGUAUAUAAAGGAUUUGAAGGGUUGUCAACACUGGUUGAUGUAGGAGGUGGAGUAGGAGAGACCCUGAAACUCAUUCUCUCUGCAUACCCUUCAAUUAAAGGGAUUAACUUUGAUUUGCCUCACAUGAUUCAAGAUGCACCUCCUCAUCCAGGUGUGGAGCAUGUGGGAGGAGAUAUGUUUGAAAGUGUUCCAAAUGGGGAUGCCAUUUUGGUAAAGUCUAUAUGUCACAACUGGGCAGAUGAAGAUUGUACAAAACUUUUAAGAAACUGUCACAAAGCUUUGCCACCACAUGGGAAAGUGAUUGUUUUGGAUUAUAUAAUUCCAGAGGUUCCCAAUUCAAGUGAUGCAUCUAAACAUAGUACUAUUGUGGACAAUCACAUGCUUUUAGCACAUGGAGGGAGGGAAAGAACUGAGAUUGAAUUUGAGAGCUUGUGCAAGAGUUCUGGUUUUUCCAAGUUUCAUGUUGCAUGUAGUGACAUAUCGGCUACUGUGGGAGUGAUGGAGUUCUAUAAGUAGAGUUUUUCGGUCAUU